GAGGAAGUGGUGGUGGCGGUACUCGUGGUGGCGACGACGACGACGACGACGCGGGGCGCGUGGCUGUUGGCAUCUUCCUUUUCCUUCUUCUUCGUUUCCUUUGCGCUUUUCUCCUUUCCCCCUUCUUAUAGGGCCCCUUUUCCUUGAUUCCGUAAGACAAAGCUCUUUUCCCCCCCCCUUUCUUUGCCGCUCUCAGGGAUACAGGCCCGAUCGGUCGCCGGAGAAACAUAACAGAGGCCUUUUAACCUAAGGUGUAUACAAAACCGAAGGCUGCAGAGAUGGAGGUAUUUGGCAAAAUGGUUGCCGAGCCAACCAAUGUUAUUUUUCUGUCGAGUAUUCUCAACCGUGAAGAUGGUCAACAAAGUCACAAGUGUGAUGUGCACUGUCAAAACGAACGUGUGUGUGGAAACAUUUAUCGGUGCAAACUAACAGGGAUUACCCAUAUCUGUGAUAAAAAUUGUAAUCAGAGAAUUUUGUAUGACAACCACAGCUCUCUUUGCAGAGUGAGUGGGCAGGUUUUCCCUCUUACACCGGCGGAACAGCAGGCUGUUAGGGGAGUCCGGAGGAAGCUCGAAGCAGAGAACUCUGAGGGAUGUGCUUUUAAGCGCAGGCGUGAUGUGCGUCUGCAUCCUUCACCUUUUGAGAGGUCAUUCUCUGCGGUUGCUCCAAUUUGCAGCCAAAAUGGGGAUGGCAUGGAUAUGAGCUAGUGACAUAACGUUUUUCUUUUGGGUUGUUCGAGGUUUUGGGUACUGUGUAGAAGAACUUAAGGCGCCUCUUGAACUUGGUAAGGUGGCGAAAUUGUUAUUAUAUAUGAUCUUAGGAGAGACGAUCUCUUUCUUUCUUAGUCUUUUUAACUUCUGCUGAACCAUUAGCAAUGUAACUGUUGACAAUCAUAUAAUCUCGGGAAUAAGCUGAUUCUAUUA
Molecule: messenger RNA, 923 nt
Organism: Nymphaea colorata (pocket water lily)
Lineage: Eukaryota; Viridiplantae; Streptophyta; Magnoliopsida; Nymphaeales; Nymphaeaceae
Exons: 2
Coding region: 279-707 (142 amino acids)
Source: RefSeq, a predicted model, not a curated record